Messenger RNA from Rosa chinensis, 1394 nucleotides. Its product is annotated as general vesicular transport factor p115. The record is from RefSeq and is a predicted model, not a curated record. Lineage: Eukaryota; Viridiplantae; Streptophyta; Magnoliopsida; Rosales; Rosaceae. The transcript is spliced from 4 exons. The coding region runs from base 276 to 983 and encodes 235 amino acids.
UUGAUCGGCGCUUAGCACAGAAACGGAAGUGGCUGGAGAGAGCGAGAGCAGAGAGAAACUCGGGACUUGAAGGUCCGAUUAGCCGGAAUUUUGAAACUCCGAUUCACGUCCGGCGCAGUGGUUUCUGUUAUAGAAAUCAGAUUGCGUCACGGCCCCGGUUUUCGUUCACAAUUUAUUGGGGAUUAAUAUUGGAAUUCGGAUCAAGUUCAGGCUAGGGUUUCGUUCUUCUAUUCAAUUAGGCAUUUUGAUCGGGUUUUGUUGAAAAUAGGGGAAGGAUGUCGGCGGCGGAGGAGACAGGCACCAUGGACGAAGAGGUUUUGAGGCUCAAAGAGCAGCUUUCUCAAUGCGAGCUCCAAAGGGAGCUGCUCCAGACAGAGAAAGAGAGCUGGAUGGCCAAGGAGAGACUUGUCACGCAGGAAAAAGAAGCAGCAGAAGAAAAGCUCAGAGCUUUUAUAGAAGCGACUUCGAGUGCAAGAUCUGAAUUUGAAAAAAAAAGAAAGACACUCAAGGAGGCCUUGGAGACCAAGAAGAAGAGCGUGCAUCAGCUGCGUAAGGCUAUCAAAGAGUUUCUUGCUCGUCCUGAUGUGAGUUAUAUGGGAAAACAAACACCCGUCAUGGCGAAGUUUGAUGGAUUGAUUGCUGAAAUACGAAAGAAAAAAAUGUGCUUACAAGCAGAGACAGAUAAGGUGGACAAGCUACAUUCAGAGAUAUUGGAGAAACGGGACAAUUUAUUUGCUUUUCUUAAGACUUGUGUGAAAAAUUCAGAAAUCACUGACUAUGUAAAACCUGUGCUCCGACUCCACUAUGAUGCAUAUGUUGACACACUCAAGACUGAGGAUGAUGAUUGUGAAAUGUUAAGAAAGUAUGUGCAUUUUAUUCUGCAACCGUUUGUCAGGCUUGACUUUAAAUCUCCAAUUUCCGCUGCAAUGUCUAAAUUCUUCAACUUCUUUCUAACAAAGGAGUCCAACAAAGAUGCUGAGUGAAGCAUAAACAUCCUGUAAGAGAUGAUGACGAGUCUGAACAUCCUGACGAAGCCUCAAUAGGAAGGAAGCUUUUGGACUUUAUCAUAACAUAAAAAGAUGAGGACCUGUUUGGAGUAUGUUGACUCUAGAUGGAAGACAAGGCAGGGAGGACAUUGAGAACAUUGAACUUUCUCAUGACAUAAAAUUUUAGGAAUAUUAGAGAAUUGCAAUUCCAAGAAUUUUUUAGCUUUGGAACGUGUGGGGUAGUGAAAUUUUAGACAGAAGCAUGUCAGAGACCAGAUAUUGCAGGAAUAUUUUAGGUAGUGUGUGGGUAGGGAACAUUUGUGUGUCCUUGAUUAUAAUAAGACACUUCAAAAUGAUCACUUUUAUCAUUGGUCCUUAAAUGAAUUGUUUGGAUAAUUUUAAUUUUUU